AGAAUUUUAUUAGACUAUAUUACCCUAUUUAGGUUGAUUAAUUACCAAAGAUACCUUCGACCACUCGAUCUCAUCUCUCGUUGGUGAGUCGGUCAGUCGGUGACUGUCACUGGUGAACGGAUUUGGCUCCUUUGGCUCCUCUGUGACGCAAGACAAUGUUCAUCGCACAUCCAUUCUCUCUCUCUAGGGACUCAUCUCUCACUCUCUCCAUUUCUUGAUUUAUUCUUCUUGAAUCGAGUCAGAGGCAGACUCAGAGACAUCCAUUACAGGAGGAAGGGAGAAAGAGAGGGAGAGAGAGACGAAGCAUGGAAACCCAUCUCCUGGAGAUCAACUUGAUCUCUGCUCAGGGCCUCAAGUCUCCCUCUACCAACCUGCGUCGCUUGCAGACUUAUGCAUUGGCGUGGGUUAACCCAACCACCAAGCUCCGCACUCGCGUCGACAUCAUAGGCGGUGAAAACCCUACCUGGAAUGACAAGUUCAUCUUUCGAGUCUCCCCGGACUUUCUCUCCAACGAUACCUCCGCCGUCUCUGUCGAGAUCUAUGCCGUUGGCUGCCUCAAAGAUCCCCUCAUCGGUACCGUCAGGUUCUUGGUUGGAAACUGCCUCUGCCCUGCAGUUUCUUCCCCUACCAAAGUCUUCGCCGGCGUCGGCAUUCCCUCGUUCAUCGCUCUCCAAAUCCGCCGCCCUUCCGGCAGAUUUCAAGGUGUUCUCAACCUUGGAGCUAUGGUGAUCAACGGCAUAGACCUCCUCGGCUUGACAGGAUUCUCGGCGAUUGGGUAUCGUGAUAUGAUGGGCCAUCGAAACCACCACCACCGACGCCAACACCGCAGGCGGGAGCCAUUGAACAAGAACAGCGAGGAACAGCCCGAUUCUUGCGACAAUUCGUCUGGAGACUCCGCGGAAUAUUCCGACGCUGAAUCAUCUUCGGCUUCGUCUACGUCGACCUCAUCGACGGUUCUGCAGGACUGGAACGGGAAAAGGGACAUACUGGCGAAUGGGAACGAAAAAGAUUUUGUGGACAUUGGAGGAUUAUUUUGCGGGUUAGGGUUUCAGCGGAAGAAGAAUCUAUUGCAUUGCUUCACGGGUUGGGGUUCCGGUGGAGCUCUCGUCUGACUCCAUUGCAUCAGAACCUGCAAUUUUUUUGAAGAUCACUUCAGGAUGUCCCAUUCGAAAGCAAAUUUCUAUGAUGGAAGGUUGAGUUCUUUGUGCCUUUGUGGCUAGUGUUGCUAAUGCUGGUGGUUGCUUAACAUCAGUUCUGGUUUUCUUUGUUUCUCUCUCGUCUCUGCUCCCUUAGUCUUGGCCUGAUCAUGAUGGGUCUCUGCUUCCUUCUCCUUCCUGCAACUCCUGUCUCACAAGUUGAUCUCUCAUCAUUUUCUAUGGGUUCUCGCCUCAGUUCUUCACAGUGGGUAGGAUUUAGUUGCCUUUCCUCGUCACUGUAAUGUUCAAAGACGGCCAUUAAUGGAUUCCAAAUGGUGUCUUCAGAACCAUUAAGAAUUUGUUUGGCAUGCAUUGUCAGAAUGCAUAGUGGGUCUAUAAUGCAUUUUGGAGUGACAAAACUGUAUCCAACAAUGUGUCGGAAUGGGUUUUAGGCACGUUCUAGAAUGACGUCCCAUUCUUGAUCCCAUUCUAGAAUUUCAGAGUAAGAACAUGUACCAAACUGUAGUAUUGUCUUUUCAGAAUACAUUCUAGACCCAUAUUGAAACCAA
Molecule: messenger RNA, 1705 nt
Organism: Macadamia integrifolia
Lineage: Eukaryota; Viridiplantae; Streptophyta; Magnoliopsida; Proteales; Proteaceae
Exons: 1
Coding region: 306-1112 (268 amino acids)
Biological process (GO): defense response
Source: RefSeq, a predicted model, not a curated record